Messenger RNA from Hypomesus transpacificus, 1788 nucleotides. RefSeq names its product capping protein, Arp2/3 and myosin-I linker protein 2-like. The record is from RefSeq and is a predicted model, not a curated record. NCBI's taxonomy places the organism in Eukaryota, Metazoa, Chordata, Actinopteri, Osmeriformes, Osmeridae. The transcript has 9 exons. The coding region runs from base 1 to 1788 and encodes 595 amino acids.
AUGGAGCUGCCAUUGGGCGGGCCGGUGCUGAGGCAUUACACCCGCAGUCGACCACGACCACACCGACAGAACCAGCACCACCGGCCCAGCAGGACACAGGACCCAGUUGUAGACAGUGAGAAUGAGGCUCCAGAGCUGAAUGGGAGGGUGGACGAGGGAGUUGAGGAGUUUUUCACAAAGAGACUCCUCCCUGCCGACACCCUAAAACAGCAGGAUGAAGAAGUGCAGGUGGUUGAGCCAGAAGUGGCUCCAGCCAGUGCUGCCCCCUGCCCCGCCCCCUCCAGGACCCUCAGGAAGAAGCUGGGCGAGUUCUUUACCCUGAGAAAAAGGCGCGGCUUAAAGUCAGAAACAAGUCAGGAGGGGCGGACAAAAAAAACAUCCAUCGCAGAUCUUAUUCGGCCCCUCAGGGAUGCUGCAAGGGCCGAGAAGGACAAACUGAAGGAACAUGACAAAGACAAAGAGCGGGAGAAAGAGAAGGAAAGUGACGUCGCUGUCAUUGGAGAAUCAGUUGCCGUGGUGACGGAGUCCUCUGGCCCCACCCCUCUGCGGGGGGAGGCUCAACCCCGCCGGGUGAUGAGGGAGGGGAAGUCCCAGUCUCUCAUUCUGCUGUCCGGCUCCACAGCAACCAGUGCUGGGGGAGCCAGAAACACCACACAUGGGAAGAAACACUCCAGCGAGGGCCAGCACAGCUUUGAACAGAAGCUGCAUCUCAUGCUGCAACGCAUUGGUGUGUCCAAAGCCCCACCAGAAGAGACGCAGAGUCAGGAGGGGGAGAUGAAGAAGGCAGAAUCUGAGGGCACCAUCAUUGACAACAAACCUGAUCCAACAUCAGCUUUCAUGAAACCUCGGACAAUGUCCACCUCCUCAGACACAAGACGGCCGAUCAGACUCAGUGCCUCAGCCCAUGAGGCUGCAGGAAAACCGGCUCUGCCUCCAAAGCCCCUCAUUAAGUCUGGCUCAGGCCCUGCCCACACCAGUGGGCGCAACACCCCUGAGAAUGAGCUGACUCAGAUACAGGAAGGAGAGACGUCUCCACCUGCACCCAGCCCACACGGAGCUACUGCCACCCACUUUGAAACCAUCUCCCCCACAUCGUCAUGUGACCCUUCCAUCUCUAACAGCACUGCUGCUCCCAUCCCUACUGGAUCUCCCACCCCCUGCCCGACCUCUGACCAGACUAACUCUAUCACCCCCAUUCUCGACCAGACUAACUCUAUCACCCCCAUUCUCGACAAGACUAAUUCCGUCACCCCCACCCCUGACCAGACUAACGCUGUCACCCCCACCCCCGACCAGAACCAGACUAACUCUAUCACCCCCAGCCCUGAAAAGACUAACUCCUCCUCCCCAGACCAGACUAAAUCCAUCACCCCCACCCCCGACCAGCCGAACUCUUCCUCCCCAGAUGAAACUAACACCAUCACCCCUACCCCUGAUGAGACUAACUCCACCACCCCCACUCCUAACCAGACUAACUGCUCCUCCUCAGACGAGGCUAACUCUAUUACCCUCACCCCCGACCAGCCUAACUCCUCCACCCCAGUUCAGAUUUAUUCCUCCUCCCCAGACCAGACUGACUCUGUCACCCCCACCCCUGACCUGCCUAAUCCGGGCCCCACCACCACACAAGAGAAGCCUGAAAAGAACGGAAGCGAUGAAAGCCAGAUGGAUGAAGAUGACAAGAAGGACACAGAGAAAGUCAAAGUAAAUAAGUCAGUGGAUGACAGCAUUGGAAGGAUAGAAGUGAGUAAAGAGGAGGACCUGAAAAGAGUAGAUGAGAUUAACUGA